Durusdinium trenchii is the source of this 1239-nucleotide messenger RNA. Lineage: Eukaryota; Dinophyceae; Suessiales; Symbiodiniaceae. The record is from the annotation of a GenBank genome assembly.
AUGGCGCUGGCCCUUUGGGAUCUGCUACCGCCAGGGAAAAGCUGGGCCGACGCAACUGAGGAAGAGGCCCGCGAAAGUUUCCUAGCGUGGCCCCACGAGCAAGCACCAAUGGCGGAUACAAGGCCAGCAGACCACCAACGACCAGAGGAGCACACGAGCUGGCGCAACGCAAAGACAGCGGACCGCGACGCGCAUGUGGACAACGAUGCUCUUUGCUAUCCCACAGCCCUUCCCGCAGAUUUGGACGAAGAAGUGCAUCAGUUUGUGACAACGGCGAUGCGGCCCGACGCUGCCAAUUUUGGUAUACGGCUGGGUAUGUGGCAAGCUGAUUUGCAGCGUCGUUGCCGUGGGCACGAACUACGAAACCCAUUCUGGGAAAUAAUCGUCUAUGAUCUGCAGAUCGAUUUGCGCGUUGAGAUUGAAGCGUUUGUGCGUGCGCUGCAUCGCAGAUGCCUGCCUGUGAGACUGUUGCGAGACUGGCAACAACGACUGCGUCAGCGCACACGUGAUUUUCGCUUUGGUCGCUACCAUUGGUAUCUCCUCGUGCGCCGAGUAGACUUGCGAAGGCCGCGUCGAGCAAUUCCAAUGCCCUUAGAAGAGCUGCUAGGGCCUCGACCGCCUAGACCACCAGAGUGCACUGAGCGACAGGCUCUGGCUGGCAACGCGAAGCUGCUGCAAAAUCUUCACGACGCUGCAGACGCUCUGAGAAGCGUGUCCACCUAUUUGAUGGAGGCUGGGUUGCGAAUGCCGGGCUUUGAGCACGCUGAGGACAUCGAUAUGAUGAGCGGUUGGCUACGUGUUUGGGACCCGCCGUAUCACCGGUCUGUCCGCUAUGAAUCAGUCCCCGACUUCAUGUGGAACAGCUUCAAAUACCCUGCUGCGGGCAACAUGGAGGAGUGGAUCCAAUGGCAGCUCUAUGAAUCUCAACGUCAAGCAAUAUCCCCUCUAGAAGCUGUGCGGCGCUUGAACCCAACCGUGCAAGGCGAUGCAAACUUCGAAAAGCUCCUCUCCUUGUUGGCAGCCGGGCAAGCGACAUUCUUCUAUUCGCCUCUGGUGUUGGACGCGACUGGUGACAGAGACCAUGGCCCUUCAGAUUGCACGGGGCCUGGCCUCAUGAUCCUCUUCAAAUAUCACGGUUUCCCCAUGGCUUUUUGCUUUCGCUACACAGAAAGAGCUUUCAUGGAGAAGCUGUUUUGGCCCUGGGUGGAUUCCCUUGAGGGAAUGGUUUUGAGGCGCUAG